UGAUCACAGCGGACAUUUGUCAGAAGAGUGCAAACGAACCUUCAAACAGUAGCCUUGUUUGGAAGACAUCCCCUGUGAUUGUUCUUGCGAUCGUCUCCUGUGAAAAUCGUCAUUCGUAAGCGCGAUGGAGACGUAUGAGAGCGUCCUCCUGGUAAAAUCCGAGGUGUUUGUCUUCAAAAUUCCACCAAGGUCGACCAACAGGGGUUAUCGGGCAGCCGAUUGGAACCUACAGGAACCCUCCUGGACCGGACGCAUGCGAUUGGUGUCGCAAGGCGACAGUAUCACAAUAAAGCUGGAAGAUAAGAUCACGGGUGAACUGUUUGCCAAGUGUCCUAUUGAGCAGUAUCCUGGGAUAGCGGUAGAACCAGUCACUGACUCAUCUAGAUACUUUGUUCUGAGGAUCCAAGACGACAAUGGACGGUCAGCGUUUAUAGGUGUCGGCUUCUUAGACAGGUCUGAUAGUUUUGAUCUGAAUGUUGCUCUUCAGGAUCACUUUAAGUGGUUAAAAAAUCGGGAGCAGAUAGAGAAGGAGAAGGAAAAGCCAAAACAGGAAUUGGAUCUCAGAUUUAAAGAAGGCGAAACUAUCAAGAUUAACAUGAAGAUUACCAAAAAAGAUGGCAGCGAAGUUGCUUCCAAAUCCAGACAACGUACCAAUCCAGCUGUAGGUUUACCGCCUCCUCCAGGUGGUGUCAAGAUUGCUCCACCACCGGCAAAGACUCCUACUUCCUCACCGGCGCAUAAGCCAUUACAAAGUCAAAAUCAAGAUGUUACGAGUUCAGAGUGGGGCGAGUUUGCUAGUGCUUCUCAAUCAGCAUCAGCACCUGCACCUGCAUCCACAGUGGCCAAUGCCAGUUGGGUACAAUUCUAACUUUUAAAAUAUAUGUAUAUAAUAUUAUACAUAGAUAUUUUACUUUAGUAUAUACACAUAGUGAUUUUGAAAUGGAUGGUCAAGCUUUAGAAACAUAUUCUACUUGUCUCUAGAAUUUACUGAAAGUCAAAUUUUACAGUAGUGACUAUCUUAAAUAGUCUCGAUGCUA
Messenger RNA from Trachymyrmex cornetzi, 1037 nucleotides. Its product is annotated as NECAP-like protein CG9132. Gene Ontology annotation, cellular component: membrane; clathrin vesicle coat. The transcript has 3 exons. NCBI's taxonomy places the organism in Eukaryota, Metazoa, Arthropoda, Insecta, Hymenoptera, Formicidae. The coding region runs from base 125 to 868 and encodes 247 amino acids. Gene Ontology annotation, biological process: endocytosis. The record is from RefSeq and is a predicted model, not a curated record.